AUGUCUUUCUGUUCGACCUCCUUGACGCUUCGAUCCCUCGUCACCUCACCCGCCCUUCCCUUCUCACAUCCCCCUCCCCAUCCCACCCUCCCCAUUUCCUUCAACGUCCGCGCCCGCCCCCGGCCCCCACCCUUCCUCUCCUCUUCCCCUCCGAAUCCCCCCCCCCCCUCUUCUCGCUCGCUCGUCCCAUCCCCCCUCCCUCCGCAAUGCCAAUUCUUAGGCGACAGAAUCAACCCCCCCAAGUGGGCCAUAGUCACGGAGUUCCUAGACGGAGGCACAGUCAAGGGCUUCCUCCCGCGCCCUUUCUCCCUCACGGCUCCAUCCCUCGUCACCUCACUGGCCCCUUCCCCCCCUCCUUCUCCCCCCACGCCCUUCCCCCCCUCUCUCCCCUCCCCCCACUCCAACCCGCUGUCACAAUUCUCCGCCACCCCUUCGUACCAGUUCCUAGGGGCGUACAUCAACCCCCCCAAGUGGGCCAUAGUCGCGGAGUUCCUAGACGGAGGCACAGUCAAGGGCUUCCUUCCCUGUGCUUUCUCCUCACACACAACCCAAGACCCCAACUUCACCCCCCCUUUUCGCCCCCAGUUCCUAGGGGCGUACAUCAACCCGCCCAAGUGGGCCAUAGUCACAGAGUUCCUAGACGGCGGCACAGUCAAGGGCUUCCUUUCGCGUCUGGGCAAGCGCCGCCUGUCGCUCAAGCAGAUAGCGGCCAUGGCUCUGGACGUGGCGCGAGGCAUGCAGUACCUGCACUCCAACAACAUCAUCCACAGGGAUCUCAAGUCAGCCAAUUUGCUGCUGAACUCGUCUGGGCUGGUCAAGGUGGCGGAUUUCGGGCUGGCAAGGACAGAGGCUCAGGAGCCGGGCAACAUGACGGCUGAGACGGGGACCAUCAGAUGGAUGGCGCCAGAGAUGAUCGACCACCAGCCCUACACUCGUAAAGUCGACGUGUACAGCUAUGGCAUCGUGCUGUGGGAGAUCUGCACGGCCCAAUGGCCCUUUGAGGGGCUCUCCUUUGUGCAACUCGCACACGCCAUCGUCGCAGACAACCUCCGGCCUCCCACCAAGGACUGCCCCAGUCAGAUCACGAAGCUCAUCACGCGCUGCUGGGACAGGGACCCAGAAAAAAGGCCCGACUUUGAUGAAAUUGCGGCUUAUCUGGAGAGAAUCGGGGACGGGAGGAGCCGCAACAAGGUUGACGAUAUGAUCGUGCCUGUUCCCGGACCGGACACCAGCGGCAAGCCACCUCUUGGCCCGGGGGGGAAGCCGACGAAUGGCGCGGCGCCACCUGGCUCUGGGCCGACAGGGGGAGGAGGAGGGGGGGGUGGAGCGGGGAACGACAGCUCACAGGAUGGGGUAGCGUCGCGGCAUGGGCCGAGGGAGGAGCCUCAAAUGGACAGCGGAUGGAAGAAGAUUCAGGUGGAGCCAAAGAAAGAGGCGAGCGGGUGUGGGUGCGUCAUCUUGUAA
This is a messenger RNA of Closterium sp. Naga37s-1, 1464 nucleotides long. NCBI's taxonomy places the organism in Eukaryota, Viridiplantae, Streptophyta, Zygnematophyceae, Desmidiales, Closteriaceae. The record is from the annotation of a GenBank genome assembly.